Molecule: messenger RNA, 525 nt
Organism: Colletotrichum lupini
Lineage: Eukaryota; Fungi; Ascomycota; Sordariomycetes; Glomerellales; Glomerellaceae
Exons: 2
Coding region: 1-525 (174 amino acids)
Source: RefSeq, a predicted model, not a curated record
AUGAGUAUCAAUGGCGUCCUUGGGAGGGAGACGUGUAUCUAUUUUGAUCUAGGUAUGGUUUUCCUUACGGAUACAGAACAGCUUGCCACUUAUCGUUUGACGUGCAUGGAGUGCAGGCAGGUACCGGAGAUCGACGUGGCGGAAUGUGGUUUCAUUAAAGGAAAUCCCGACAGUUCCUCACGGGAAAUCCAAGACCGCGUUCUUUCCUCGGGGGUUUCCUUCAUUCCACUACGGGCUGUACAGGUAGGCAUUCGACAGCGCGCUUUUGAGCAAGGGGGCUCUGGGCCUUUUGCCUUUGCGUUGCUUGAUCUCCACAUUAUACCACAGCCCAUGGUAUGCCCCCGUGGAGGGAGGCUCAAAGCACAAGCGCCGGCUCGAUUCACCACGGGAUGUGUGGAGUCGUUGUCGGACUACCUAUAUUCCGCAAGGCACUCGGAGAAAACUCCACCAAAGAAAGAUGGAAAGAUGGUCUCUCUUAAUCAACAGCAAGUGAUGUAUCUCGAAGGAGAUAAGUCAAGGCUUUGA